Molecule: messenger RNA, 1107 nt
Organism: Rhinocladiella mackenziei CBS 650.93
Lineage: Eukaryota; Fungi; Ascomycota; Eurotiomycetes; Chaetothyriales; Herpotrichiellaceae
Exons: 1
Coding region: 1-1107 (368 amino acids)
Molecular function (GO): oxidoreductase activity
Source: RefSeq, a predicted model, not a curated record
AUGCCUGGCAUCACCGUCCAACCUAUCAGUCCCUCCAAGCCCGAAUUCGGAGCUCUCCUUCAUAAUGUCGACUUGGACAAUUUCUCGGAUGUAGACUUCGACAUUCUCCGUGAUGCUCUGUACACCCAUAGCGUCAUCUGCAUCAAAUCACAAUCGAACCUCACUCCCAAGGGACAAGCUGAGCUUACCCGCCGCUUUGAUCCUCAAGCAAUGUCAUACGGCCAUGGCAAAACCAUCGAUGCCAAGCGUUCAAUUCUCCACCCUGAUCUGAAAACCGUCCCUCACCAGCCCGAGGUCCAGGUGAUUGGAAAUGGUUUUGUCCCCGAAUACGAAGGCUUGAAGAACAUCACUCUCAAGCACCCUCAUCAUCGAACAUUCCACCAAACCUUCAUUCCUGAUGAGCAAGACCUUGACUUCACCCGCUUCUAUCGCUGGCACAUUGACGCCGCCUUGUACGGCGGCCUUCACCCACCAUUGGUCACCACUCUUCUCGCAGUCAAGGUCCCAGCAGGCAGAACCCAGACCCUCCUCUACGAUGAUGGAAGCAACGAUACUCUCCCCGUCCCUCUUGGCACCACGGCUUUCGUAUCCGGCUACACCAUGUUUGACAACCUCACCCGGGAGCAGAAGGAGUUCGUAAUGACCUCCAAGAUUGAAUACGCUCCGCACCCUUAUGUCUGGAUCUCGACUGCAAAGUCUCGCCCAGAUGGCCUCGGCAUGGUCUCCGAAGGCAAAGAAGUCCCCAUCGAAAACCUUCCGCCUAUUGGGGACCCAUCCGAUAUCCAGAUCCUCCCCAUGGCAUGGCGCAAUCCGGUCACGGGUAAAUUUGCCUUACAGAUCCACCCCUCCGUGGUGCGCAAGAUCCACCUACGCGACGGCGGUGUGAUUGACGACUUGGCCCGGGUCAGGGAGAUCGUCCAUGACCUACAACGACCCGGAAUCGCCCCUGAACUUGUCUACGCCCAUGAUUGGGAAGAAGGUGAUUUGGUUCUGUUCAACAACCAUGGCGUCUUGCACAGUGUCGUUGGUGCCUUUGGCGAGGGAGAAGUCAGGUUGUUCCGCCAAUGCAACUUGGCCGCGAGCCGACCCCCUGUUGGGCCGGAAUAA